Aphis gossypii (cotton aphid) is the source of this 1258-nucleotide messenger RNA. RefSeq lists its product as uncharacterized. The transcript has 6 exons. Bases 295 to 1110 code for a protein of 271 amino acids. Lineage: Eukaryota; Metazoa; Arthropoda; Insecta; Hemiptera; Aphididae. The record is from RefSeq and is a predicted model, not a curated record.
UACAAUAUUAUUAAUUGUUAUCGUAAUUAUAAUGUAGGUAUAAUAUUGUAAUAAUAUUUUAUUAUUGUGGUCUAUCAAUAAAGUCGCCUAUAUCUAUUUAGCAAUUAAAAGUACUAACACACAUUAUUGUACGCCGCAGUCAUAAAUGUGAACCCGAAGAAUAAAAUAUCUCCAAAUCUUCCGCUGCACAGCUAUCAUUGUUAUCGAUUCAGUGAGUCGGUCAUUCGUGGUUAAAUAACAUAUCUACUACGUCACACUUCAAGUGUUUGCAGACAAGUAUAUUUGACCGUCGAAAUGAAAACGUUGAUUGAGUCUAAAAUUUAUAUGCUGUACUGCGCGUUAAUCGUUUGCAGUUUAGCGUCGACUUCCAGAACCGCCAAUACGAGUGAUACUGAUGCUACUGAAAAAGUAUCAUCUUUCAAUUCGACCGAAGUUACGUCAGGGUCUGAACAAUAUGAAGAUUUUCUCCUAUCACACAUACUAACAACUUCAAUUGCGAUUCCGAAAAAAAGUUCGACAACGACUCCUGGAACACCAUCUGUUACGGUUCCUUACAAAUUACCGCAGUCCGACGGAACCACGACGGAAGGCUUUUCGAAUCCACCAAAUCUGAAGCCAAAACCAAAUAAAGGUAACAGUGUGUCAGGUAAGAGGUACGAUUCUAGCGAGCGGAUACCGACGAAUGGUGACACUCGGUCCACCCCUAAGGAACACGUAACUAUGUUUGCACUAGAAAAUUCGUCGACAACGAAAAAAUCGAAGCCGAUUUGGGGGCUGCCUACUCUCAGUCCCAUCGCUCAAAUUUUGUUAUCUCAUAAUUCCCAGAUGGAAGAGAUGGAAAAAAAAUCAGUAGAACAACCUACACGUCCUCCUAUGAUGCAUGUACGAAACAAAGGCAUUUGCAGAGAUCCUGAAAUCAGAAAAUAUUUAGCACAGUGUCAAAAUAAAGCAAAGAAAACCGGGGAAACCGGAAUUCAGCGAAAACAAGGAGUCUACAAAACAGAAACGACUACGAUCGAAAAUGAAAAAGAAAAGAAAAGAAAAAUGGAACUUGAACAGAUUAUGUCAGAUAUGGAGUCUGAUAGAUUUAACAGCAUAUUAAAUGUUUAGCGCAUUAAGAGUUGGCCCUACAGGUCGCAUCCGAGAAUGCAACACACUAUUAUAUAGAUACAGUGAAAUAAGGAAUAUAUAAGGUAUAAAUAUAUGUCAUAAUUCAUAGUAAAAUAUCUAUAUAGUUUUAUAUUUGAUAGAAACAGAA